AUGAGUGGCCGGCUCCUAUGCCUGGCGAUCGCGGCCCUGUGCCUCGCUCAUUGGGCGCGGGGCGAGCUGGUGACCAGCUCCACCGUCCCCGAGACGCAGUGCCGCGGCGAUGAGCAGCCGGGGACCUACUGCUUCGUGGCCUCGUCGACCUUUCCCCGCCUGUGCGACUGCGUGAGGAACGUCUGCCCCAGCGCCUCCAUCGCGGAAACCACCAACUGCUUCAUAUGCGACAGAGGCUACGGCACCUACUCCACGGAGGAGGAGUGCAUGGCCAGUGAGGCUGAGGUGCAGGCCACGGGCAUCGACCGCGCCUCGUACCCAGCACCCACCUUCCCGCCCACCGCCUGCCCCGCCAAGUCGCGCGCCUCCGGCACCGAGCAGCGCAGCGCGUGCCCCUUCCAGCAGCCAGGGCUGAAGAACUGGAACGACCCCGCCACCUGGGGAGGCCGGCUGCCCUCGCCUUCCAGCACAAUCACGCUGCCGGCCAACACCAAGGUUCUGCUGGCGGCCUGCAUGCUGCAGCAGGGCGCCAUGUACCGCCAGAUCGUGAUCCCCGCCGGCUCAGAGCUCAUCCUGGCCGACGAAGACAUGGCGCUGGAGGUGGGAUCCAUCCUGGUCAGCGGAGCGCUGCGCGCCGGCGGCCCCGACUGCCGCCUCGCCGCCCGCCUCACCCUCACCUUCCGCUCCCUGCCCGGCAUCGACCCGCUCAACAUGGCGCUGUGGGUGACCAAGGGCGGCACUCUGGACCUGCACGGCAAGCUGUUUGCGCCCACGUGGACCCGCCUGGCCAAGACCGCGGUGGGGGGCGCCGCCUCGCUGCAGCUGCAAGACCCGGUCAAGGGCUGGGAGGUGGGGCAGCAGGUGGUGCUGACCACCACCAUCUGGAAGGAUGAGCAGGAGAACCAGAACGAAGUGGUGACGGUGGGCGGCGUGUCGCCAGACGGGCGCACGCUGUACCUGGCCGCACCCCUGCAAUACCAGCACUACGGCGGCCCCGAGUACCAGGCCGAGGUGGGCCUGCUGUCCCGCAACAUCCUCAUCCAGGGAGACGCCGCCGCCGAGCGCUCCCGCCGCGGCCCGCACGUGCGGGUGGAGGGCGCGGCGCGCAUCCGCGGCGUACAGGCCUUCCGCGUGGGCCAGACCAACGUGCUGGGCACCUACCCCUUCCACUGGCACCUGGUGGGCGACGCCAGCGGCCAGGUGGCCACAGACAACUCCGUGUACAGGUCCUUCUACCGCUGCCUCACCAUCCACGGCACCAACAACCUGCUGGUCCAGAACAACGUGGGCUUCGACAUCACGGGCCACUGCUUCUAUAUCGAGGACGGGGUGGAGGAGUACAACACGCUGGACCACAACCUGGCGGCGCAUGUACACGUCAUCGGCCAGCCAGCGGCCGGCUACGGCCAGUCGGGCCAGACGUUUGCGGCCAGCGCCAGCCAGCCGCAACCCUCUGACGCCGCCGCCUCUGGCUUCUACGUGUCCAACCCCAACAACCGCCUCACCAGCAACGCAGCCUCGGGGGGCUACUCGGGCUUCAUCUACCCCGUGCUGCCCAAGCCCAUCGGCCCUUCCCGCGGCGCCGCCAUCGUGCCCGCCUCCCGCCCCAUGCUGCGCUUCGACGGCAACACCGCCCACAGCAGCGGCUACAUGUGGUUCCAGGCGGGAUGCCUGUACUUUGGUGGCCGGGUGUAUGAGGACCCUAAGCAGGGCAACCGCCUGUACUACAACGGAGGCCGCCACGAGUUCACCACCAUGGACGCCGCCGGCAGGUCCCCCUCCUUCUUCCAGCUCACCAACACCAAGGUCUUCCUGUGCAUGGUGGGCCACAUGAGCUGGGGCCAGCGCUUUGAGGUGGUCAACUACCAGGCCUACGACAUUGUGCGUGGCGCCACGCUGUUUGGCCAGGGCCUGCUGCAGAACGCGUACAUCAACGUGCAGUCCGCCAACCAGCGCUCGCAGUUCCCCGGCCGCCUGGACGACCUGCCGCCCAUUGCCGGGUUCCAGUGGUACGACACCCGCACCAUGACCAUCAUCAAGGACGCCACCUUUGCAAACUACAAGUGGCAGCCGCAGCUCGGCUUCCACCGCAUGUCCGUCUUCUACAGCAUGACGCACAGCGACGAGUUCAAGCCCAUGGGCAUGAGCAGCACCCAGAACGUGACCCUGGUCAACGUGGACCACCAGGCCAUCGCGCGGGUGGACGUGCGCGAGACGGGCUCCUCCCGCAUGUUCAACUGGAUGGACUACGACGGCAGCGCCUCGCAGCGCACCGGCCCCUCCAUCGUCGGCUCCUGGCCCACCUGGUGGCAGCUGGCGCCCGACUGCGCCUUUGAGGUGUGCUCCGCGGUGCCACCCACCCCCGCCAACGAGAUUGGCUACGUGGCCCUGUUUGGCUACCGCGGGUCGCAGGCGCGCAGGAUGGACAUCACCAAGAACGAGGGCGUCACGGGGGUGACAGGCAACACCGGCUGGUACUUCCACUUUGCCGGCGGCGCCCCCAAGUACCAGGAGCUGUGGCUCAGCCAGGUGCCGGUGGGCUCACAAAUCAUCUUCGCCACACGCUACCCGCAGGGCACCAAGUUCCAGGUGUCCCGCACCUUCAAAUGGUUCAAGGGCCUGAGCCGGGGGCUGGCCCAGGCCUCCUCCCUCAGCCAGGUGGUCAACGGCGACGGACUGUCCUACUUCUUUGAUGGCCACCACCUCUUCCUCAAGCUGGUUGACCCCGGCAACUCCGAGACCAAGAACAUCGACUUCUGCCGUGGCGGCGUGUGCGUGCGCGGCUCCCGCUUCUUCUCCCUGCUCUACUCCAUCCGCGCCACCACCCUCUCCUGCUCCGGCGCCUUCUGCCCCAUGCCGGAACAGCGGGACGACAUCCCCGAUGCCCUGCCCGGCAGCACCGCCAUGCGCGCCACGCCGGCCGCCCCCAGCAGCGCCCCGGCCCCCGCCGGCGGCUCCGCCUCCUGCGCCGACGUGCAGCCCACGGACGGCAGCACGUGCGCACAGAAGAAGGCGUGGGGCCAGUGCGGCGUGGGCUGGAUGGCGCAGGCAGGGUGGUGUGCCGCCACGUGCGGCCGCUGCAGCCCCCAGCAGGAUGAUGAUGUGGUGGCUGCCGGCACCCCACCCCCACCCCCGCCCCCGGCCCCCACCCCCACCCCCACCGGCACCUGCAUGGAUGCGCAGCCCACAGACGGCAGCACCUGCUCCCAGAAGAAGCUGUGGGGGCAGUGCGGCGCGGGGUGGAUGGCGCAGGCGGGGUGGUGCGCCGCCACCUGCGGGCGCUGCAGCCAGCCGGCGCCGCAGCCGGGCGUGGCGUCUGCCGGCUGCACCGACGUGGCGCCGCCUGGCGGCUUCUCCUGCCUGCAGCAGAAGGCGUGGGGCAAGUGCUCCGAGGCCUGGGUGCAGUGCUCUGAGUCUUGGAUGAGCGCCGGCAACUACUGCGCCGCCACCUGCGGCGCCUGCCAGGCCGGCGGCGCCUCCGUGGCAGCGGUGGAGGGCAUCGGCGCUGUGGGCGGCACUGAGAAUGCAACUGCCGUCCCCGCCUGCGUGGAUGUGGCGCCGCCGGGCCUCUUCUCCUGCCAGGAGCAGCAGGCCUGGGGCAUGUGCGACGCGCUCAAUGCCACAGGCUUCUGCGCGGUGACGUGCGGGAGCUGCGCCCCCGACGCCGCCGACGCGCUGUGCGACGACAUCGCCACACCCGACGGCACGCCGUGCAGCCAGACGCUGGCCGGCGCGCGGUGCGGCAGCCCGUACGUGCAGCGCGGCGGCUACUGCCGCGCCACCUGCGGCGCCUGCCAGCAGCAGGGCGGCGCCGCGGUGCAGGCGCUGUGCGGCGAUGUGCCCACCCCCGACGGAGUGACGUGCAUGGAGCAGCGCAUGUUUGGCGCCUGCAACUCAACCUACCUCGUGGUGGGCAGCUACUGCAACCUGUCCUGCGGCCGCUGCCCCGCCGCCGCCCAGCUGGCCGCCGUGGAGGCCGCAACACAGCCCGCCGGAGAGGCCCCCACCGUGGGGGCUGCCCAGCCUGCCAGCGAGCCCAGCGUGACGGCGGCCGCCGGGCGCGGCAGCGGGGGCAGGCGCCUGGCCGGGGGCAUGUAG
Molecule: messenger RNA, 4098 nt
Organism: Chlorella variabilis
Lineage: Eukaryota; Viridiplantae; Chlorophyta; Trebouxiophyceae; Chlorellales; Chlorellaceae
Exons: 35
Coding region: 1-4098 (1365 amino acids)
Source: RefSeq, a predicted model, not a curated record